AUGCUGCAGCGCCUCUUUGAGUCUCUACGGGAUGAAGAAGCGCAGUUGGAGCUAGAAGAUCAAGAGCAAGAUGACCAUGACAAUGACAAUGCUACUAGUAGACCCACGGCCGACUUGGCAGAGACCGUGUUGCUAGAUGCCUCGGAAGAAGACUAUGACGCACACAUGACCCCGUUCUUUGCCUCGCGUGGAAACACUAUCAGAACCACUCCCACACCACCAACUCAUGAUAUGCAGCAAGGAGGAGACACUACUAGUAGCUCAGUCAGUACUAGUAGUACCGGUACCAUGGAAAUGGAACUGCAGCUUCAAAUGCAAAUGGAACAAGCGAGUCUGGCACGCAGUGUGGACAGCCAGCAGUAUGAGUACCGUCUGCCCAAUGGCAAUGGCAAUCAGGGCAAUGCAGACCUGUUGGGGAGCAAAAGGUACAGCUAUACUCCAAAUCCAUUGUUGCAGGAUCCAGCCCUUGAUCAGCAUUUAAGGGACUCGGCAAGGUCAUUCUCCAUGCUACACGCCAUGGAAGAGGAAGUAUCUCUCACAUCCGAUCUAUCCGUGUCCAUGCGAUCCACACCCUCACAACAAAUACCAGAUGAUUCACUCCGAUCCACAAACACAAACAACAGCACCAACCAAGAUCAGACACUGCCUCCGCCUCCUCCUCUCCAAGUUGCUCGAGAACUCGUGGUCGUGCCCCCAGUUCCAAAACCAAUGACAAUGUCCACUAGUAGUGAAACAAAACAACGAUCUGUUCGAUUCGCUCCAUUGGAGGUCGUACUCGACUCGCCCCAUACCACGCCAACAGACAGUGAUACAACAACAUCCGAUGACGACGACGAUGAAACGACGGUGCGCAGUGGUGCUGUUGGAAAACGAGAGCCGGUCUUAACUGAUCAGGAGAAUCACGACGAAGAGCUCGGUAAUACCAAUGGAUGGGACACUGUCGGAGAGUUUGGGCUGUCGGAUGCAUUGCAAUCAUUCCAAUGCCAGCCCGUCAACUCCGUGGACGUGGACGAUUUCGAGCAAGAGGCAGAAGAGAUGAACAGUGAAGAACCACUCGACAAUGCUCUUCUUGUACUAACCAAUGAGGAUGAUGGGGACAACUUGUUUGACCAAGUUCAAGAAGCUGUACCACUCGACACUUCUCUAGUGACCAAUGAUGGUGAUAGCUGCGCAAAUGAUGAUGAUGAUGAUGACGGCGUUCUUGACAAGAAGCUAGACAUGAGUGAUGCCACACACACAACGUUCCUCCUGGAAGACGAUGAUGAUGAUGAUGCAGAACAAGAUAUGGAAGACGAACAAACCGAGACCAAUAACGAUGACAGCGAGUGGGAAGAUGAACCGGAAGACGAGGAGGAGGGGCAAGUGACGGAUACUACUACAAUGCGAGAGAGACUCAUGGCGCUCUUCCCAUGGCUUCGAAAACGAGGAUUCGUUCUGGAUGAUGAUGCUUCGUUGGAAUCGUCUCGUCUGAGAGAUGAAGAAGUGGUCGUGCGACCUCCUGCCGACGUCAAUAGCAUCAGCGCUAGUAAGGACAUGACUCUUCUUCCCAUGCAUGGAGCCACUGCUGACACUUGGACAGACGACAGAAACGAAACAUCCAGGGAUGAGCUUGCCAUGAAGAGCUGCUGCAGGCUCACCUUUUGCCAAAUGUUGGUCGUGGCAUUUGUCAUUGCCGUCGCUACGACCGUCACGACUCUUCUUUGGGAAACAAGGAGAUCAUCACCCAGCUCACAAGGUGCAAAACCUUUGCAUCCUCCCUUGUCGGCAACGGAUAUGUGUAACAGCGAUGUGGACGAGAUCAAGGAAGGAAAGCUUGACCUGACGAUUACGAACGUGCCAUUUGAUCAGGUGUACGCCAAGCAACGAGAACUAGAGACGCUCUUUCAAAUGGCAUACAACGACGCCAGUGGCAUGUGCGAAGGACCCUACGACCGGGUCCUACAGGGAGCAUUUAUUAGAGACAUUGCCAGUGAUGGGUCAUCUAUGAUUCAAAUUGGUUGGGCCGCCAUGGCGAGCUGUAAUGGAUGUCCUGACUAUGAACCUUUGUUUGCACGAGAAUUUGGUGUUGACGGUCGUCAAUUCCUUCUCAAGUUCUAUGAUUUCUUCAACCGAUACUUGCCCGGUAUUCUGGAUGCCCCGGAGAGCCAGAUUGUGUUCAUGGCUUCCAUCACGAUCGACAACGGUGAAGCGGAUCAAGUGAUAGAUUUCCUUCCACGACAGACACAAGUUCCUUCACCUGUGACACCUUCCGUUCCCUCGGCACUGCCAACACCCGUGUUCUCAUCGCAUCCCACGGAAACGCCAUUCGUUGCUUCACCUUCCAGUGUUCCAACAGGGAAUCCCUCGUCACUGCCAACACUGUCUCCAUCCAGUUCCCCCACCGAAGCAAAGCGACAAGCUAUCUUUGACAUCGUCCCGGUAUCUCCGACUUCCAGUCCAACAGCAGAGAAUAGCGUGGGAACUAUCACCAAUCUUGCUCUCUGGGACCUUUCCAGGAAUGCCGUUGUGGAAGGCUACGAAAAUCUUCAAGAUGGCUUUGUCUUGCAGAGAUCACUUCUUCCUACAUCAUUCACAUUCAUGGCGGAAACUUCUUCCGAGGAGACUGAUGGUGUGCAUUUCCGGAUUUACGGGGACGACAAGGUGAAGAUUAUGCACGCGGCGGUCGAAAAGCCAUACACCUUUAGCAUCGACCCUUCGCUCGGCGCCCGCUGGAAUUUUGACCCAUCGGAAACAACAUAUCUGGUCGAGGCACGGUCUUUCGUCUAUGAUUGGGAUGAAGGACUGCCUAUUGUUGGGUCUAGGCGGAUUCUGGAGUUUCAUAUUACCGAAUAG
Molecule: messenger RNA, 2832 nt
Organism: Seminavis robusta
Lineage: Eukaryota; Bacillariophyta; Bacillariophyceae; Naviculales; Naviculaceae
Source: the annotation of a GenBank genome assembly